UGUCGACACGGGUCAACACCUUUUUCCAUAAAGUAGGCACGAUGAAGUCUGCCCUCGUCGCGACCAUCGCCGCCUUCGCGGCCGGCGUGCAAGCCGCCGUCCAAGGCUUCGACAUUUCCCACUACCAGCCCAGCGUGGACUUCGCCGCGGCCUACAAAUCGGGUGCCCGCUUCGUCAUCAUUAAGGCGACCGAGGGCACGUCGUACAUCGAUCCCAAGUUCUCGUCGCACUACACGGGCGCGACCAAGGCCGGCUUCAUCCGGGGCGCGUACCACUUUGCGCACCCGGGCCAGUCGUCGGGCGAGGCGCAGGCCGACUACUUCCUCGCGCACGGCGGUGGGUGGACGAGCGACGGCAUCACGCUGCCGGGUAUGCUGGACCUCGAGGCCUACAACGCAGGCCAGUGCUGGGGCCUGUCGACGAGCGCCAUGGUCGCGUGGAUCAAGGCGUUCAGCGACCGCUACCACUCGCGCACCGGCGUCUACCCGCUGCUCUACACCAACCCGUCCUGGUGGAAGGCCUGCACCGGCAACUCCAACGCCUUCGUCAACACCAACCCGCUCGUCCUCGCUCGCUACGCCAGCUCGCCCGGCGAGAUCCCCGGCGGCUGGCCGUACCAGACCAUCUGGCAGAACUCGGACUCGUACGCCUACGGCGGCGACUCGGACAUCUUCAACGGCGACCUCGACGGUCUCAAGAGGCUGGCGAAGGGUCCAUGAAGCCUGAGCGGUUUGGGGACCUUCGGGAGAACUAAUUAUCGAUCCCAGGCUGGUUCGGCUUCAACAGACUGGGGCCGGUUUGCUACCAAGAGUACCAAAUCAGCCGAGAAAAUAAGAGGAAGAGGAAAAUUGAGGUCGGGCUCGUUGGCACUCCGUUCGGUUUAAGAGAAUGGUCCUAGUCUCUCUCAAAACCGUGAAAUACGAACCGUCCACACAUAACGUCUUCUUACAAUGUUCUUCUCUCUGUACAUCUGCGCCCGUCUUCCGUGCUCAAAAACUGUUGGGAAUAGUAGCUAUCAAAUGAAGACGCCCUUGCUGCCUCUG
Messenger RNA from Thermothelomyces thermophilus ATCC 42464, 1043 nucleotides. RefSeq names its product glycoside hydrolase family 25 protein. NCBI's taxonomy places the organism in Eukaryota, Fungi, Ascomycota, Sordariomycetes, Sordariales, Chaetomiaceae. Gene Ontology annotation, biological process: peptidoglycan catabolic process; cell wall macromolecule catabolic process; carbohydrate catabolic process. The transcript is spliced from 2 exons. The record is from RefSeq and is a predicted model, not a curated record. Gene Ontology annotation, molecular function: lysozyme activity. The coding region runs from base 42 to 719 and encodes 225 amino acids.